UCGAGACACGACGUUUUGUUUUCGUGCUCCGUAGGGGGGCUGUUGAGGAGAAUUCUGGAAUAUACUGUAUAGUUGAUCCCCGACACUGUUCUAGGGGGUUCCUUGCUGAGGGAAGAUUUGAUUUGCAAGUUGCGAUCGUUCACAGAGGUUAAGUUGUGAACUUUGGGAGACUUCAAGUAAUUCCAGAGGUUAUUGAGCCAUGGCUACCAGUUCGCCUCAAAGAGACCGCUAUCAUUUUACUGUGUUGUAUGAUGGCUGUUUCUCAGGGGAAGAAGACACCAACUCCGUCAAAUUAUCCUACAAGUUUGUAAAAGAUCUUCAAGAAGAAGGUGAAAGACGUGGCAUUCAUUGCCAUCUUCCACACUCGAGAAUAAAACCUGGAGAAAUCGAAGCUAGUGAAAUUUAUUCUGCUGUAGAAAAUUCUAACCAUGUCAUCAUGGUUAUGACUGAUGAGUAUUUACGAAAAGUACGUGAAAAUAAGAAAAAACAUCUGGAUGAAAGCGAAAAAGAUCCAAAUUCCAUGUUGCUGCACAUCCAUUAUAACAUAUUAAACUACAAAAUUAAAAAUAACACUGAUGGCAUAUUUAUAAUCCCCAUAUACCUGCAAACACAGAAGGAAGAAAUUUCCCUGGGCAGUUAUAAAUGCAUACGGCUAAGCAACAAAGAUGCUUGGGAAGACAAUUGGGAGAAAAUCUGGAAUAUUAUUCCUGAAGAUAUACAGCCAUCAGUGUUGAUUGGAUCAGCAGUAUCUUCUCCAGGGUCCAGUGUGCCAGAUGCUGGGGAAUCGGAUGGUCCAGCAGAUAGUGGAACAGUGCUGGAGUACAUGAGUGUCUCAGAGAUGGAAGGAUACUGUAGCAACAAUUCUUUGGGGAAGAGCAGAUUUGGAGAAGUUUUUAAAGCAUACAUACAACACUGUAAACAAUAUAAGUAA
Messenger RNA from Lingula anatina, 931 nucleotides. RefSeq lists its product as uncharacterized. The record is from RefSeq and is a predicted model, not a curated record. NCBI's taxonomy places the organism in Eukaryota, Metazoa, Brachiopoda, Lingulata, Lingulida, Lingulidae.